Bemisia tabaci is the source of this 7477-nucleotide messenger RNA. RefSeq names its product 6-phosphofructo-2-kinase/fructose-2,6-biphosphatase (gene Pfrx). Gene Ontology annotation, molecular function: 6-phosphofructo-2-kinase activity; ATP binding; fructose-2,6-bisphosphate 2-phosphatase activity. Gene Ontology annotation, cellular component: cytosol. Gene Ontology annotation, biological process: fructose metabolic process; fructose 2,6-bisphosphate metabolic process. NCBI's taxonomy places the organism in Eukaryota, Metazoa, Arthropoda, Insecta, Hemiptera, Aleyrodidae. The record is from RefSeq and is a predicted model, not a curated record.
CCAAUUGUUGUUAUCGCCCUGUUGCAAAGUGUGCAGCCGUGCAACGUGAGAGUUCAUGUCAAUGUCAAUGUACAUAUCUCCAUAUCUCUUGUUCUCGCCAGUAGCUAUCGUUCGAAUCCGUCGUUGUAUUGUUUUUAAGAUAAUGCCUUCAUCCUUUCGUGCCGUUCCUGUGUUGUCCUUUGACUGCAGUCUUUACUAAAAUCGUUCGACAACCAGAUCGUCAUCACUCUUCGUGCGUCGCGCUUAUCAGAUCACCGCAAAAAAACCGUGCAAUUUCCGUUAAGUACCCCUGGCAUUUACUGAAUUACUCCACAGUGAUCGUAUAUGAAUUCAUAAUGCGCAGUUGUGUUUAACAUUUCGCUGUCAGUUGUGUUAUGGCAUUGCUCAGUUCAUUUGAACAUGUGUGUGAUUAUAAUAACGUAGGUAGUGUGAGGUUAUGCAAUAAAGAGGAUUAUGCUAUGUCGCCGGAGACGAAAAGACAUAUCCCUCCAACCUCCGACACCAUCCAAACGAAGCCAUUCCCAAUCCGAGGCGAACGCGCCAACUAUGUCAACAGUCCUCACGUCAUUGCCAUGGUAGGGCUGCCAGCCCGAGGUAAAACUUACAUUUCCAAGAAGUUGUCCAGAUAUCUGAAUUGGAUUGGAAUCAACACCAAAGUGUUUAAUUUAGGAGAAUAUAGACGACAUGCAACAACCGCUUACAAAAGCCAUGAGUUCUUUAGACAGGACAAUAGAGAAGCGAUGGCAAUCCGAACACAAUGUGCCAUUGAUGCUCUUCAUGAUGUCUGCUCAUGGCUGGAUAGAGGCGGUGAAGUAGCUGUAUUUGAUGCAACCAACUCAACUAUGGAACGUAGGAGAAUGAUUCAUGAUAUUGUUGUAGAAAAAAUGGGUUUCAAACUGUUUUUUGUGGAGUCUGUCUGUGAUGAUCCAAAAAUUGUUGAACAAAACAUUAUGGAAGUCAAAGUAAAUAGUCCUGAUUACAAAGAAAUGAACACAGAAGCAGCGCUCCAAGAUUUUCUACAGAGGAUUGAGCAUUAUCAAGAAAAAUAUGAAGCAUUAGAUGAAGCUCUGGAGUCUGACUUAAGUUUUAUGAAAAUAUAUAACACAGGGGAAAAAGUAGUUGUUCACAAACAUGAAGGGCACAUUCAAGCCCGAAUAGUUUACUAUUUAAUGAACAUUCAUAUUGUUCCACGAACUAUAUACUUAAGUCGACAUGGCGAAAGUGUCCAGAAUAUGGAAGGUAGAAUUGGAGGAGACUCAGAAUUAUCGUGGCGAGGUAAACAGUAUGCAAAUUCACUGGCUCAGUACAUUCAGCAGCAAAAUAUUUCCGGCCUAAGAGUAUGGACAUCCUGGUUACAACGAACAAUACAAACAGUCGCCAGUGUUGCUGCCCCUCAAGAAAGAUGGAAAGCACUAAAUGAAAUAGAUGCAGGUAUCUGUGAAGAAAUGACGUAUGAAGAAAUAGCAGAAAAAUACCCAGAGGAUUUUGCUGCCAGAGACCAAGCGAAAUUUACCUAUCGCUACCCUCGUGGAGAAUCCUACGAAGAUCUCGUAGCAAGGUUAGAGCCUGUGAUAAUGGAACUAGAGCGCCAAGGAAAUGUAUUAGUCGUUAGUCAUCAAGCAGUCAUUCGGUGUCUUCUUGCAUACUUCCUUGACAAAUCAGCCGACGAGCUACCUUAUCUCAGUGUACCCCUUCAUACCAUCAUUAAAUUAACACCUGUUGCGUAUGGAUGUAAAAUGGAACUUGUCAAAUUUGCAGUUGAUGCAGUUGAUACUCAUCGACCAAAGCCCAAGGGAGAUGCUAAAGUUUUACAUUCAAGAUAUUGUCGAAUGGUCCAAUUUUCUUCUUCUGUAUGGUGUGAUGAUGAUCCCAGGUCUUUUGGAAGACAAAUUCAAGAAGGAACAAUGGGAAGCCAGUGCAAAGAGUGCUGGUCGAUGACCCGGAACCGAAUAGAGACCAUUCUUUCAUCAGACAAUCUCUCCUGAUCAUUGCUGCUUUGUGCCAAACAAAAUGUCUUCAUUGCAAUAUUGCAUAAUUUUUUAUAUUCCUAAAUAUCAGUUUUUUUCUUACUCUCUAUCAUUUUUGGAUUCGUUAUUACUUUAAAUACUUUGGGAACGAAAUAUUUUUUGACAUUACCCUUGUAGCAGAGCUGUGUGAAAAAAAAAAGUUAAGGGAAAAAUAAUAGGUAGGUAUCGGAUGUAUUUAUGUUAUGGAUUUUUAACCAAAGUACAACGAUUAUACAGACCAACAAUAAACGAUAUUUUGAAAAACUUAUAAAGUGAUUGAAUUCAUAUAUAGCACUAGUAUCUAAGUAUCUAGAAUUCUAUUUAAUAGUUAAGUAACCUAAAGCAUAAUUGUCUUAUGACAUAAUUUAUAUCACGGUUGCACAUUGAAGGUUACUACGAACAGAUCACGGUUCGAUGCCUAAGUCGAUUAGACAGUGGUGAUGGUUUUGCGAAGAUGCGUUAAAAUUCAGUAAAACGAGGGGAAAAUAGGCUCAUUUGAGCUUUUUCCCACUGUAACGAGUUUUUCAGUUUUAUAAUUAAUUUUAAUGCAUUCUAGCAAAAUCACCAACACCCCCAUCUAAAAAAUCUUUUCGGCAGCCUUCCUACUAUCAUUCUAUUAAAGUGAUCAUAUCAGAACCAGACUAUCUGUCUGGUCAAUACUUCAAAUGCAAUCUAUCAAUAUGGACUCAAUCCUCUUUAGAAUUUCCUGUCUAACUCCUCCAGAGUUCCAUAUUUGUUUAUCUUGACAAAUCCUGUUUCCAUUUCCUCAGCUACCAAAGCUCAUAUCCACAUGCUUGUCACAAUAGCAUAAAAAAUUCUCCUCUUGUUCUCCAAAAUUUGAUGAUCUCAGAGAAUACUCUUCAACAUCACUGUAGCCUCUCUUCCAAGGGGUUCUCUAUCCUUAGUGACUUGGUCCAUCUUUCCAUCCUGGGUCAAUUACAUGCACACCUGAGUACUCAUUUUUUGCGCAGCCUUUGAAAAUCUUUCAUCAACACUAGGACACCUUUCAAUGGUUAUUUUGACCUGUAGAAAUUGCUCUUGCAGUUGGGAAAUUCUGUAUAAACUGCAUAAUAUCACUGAAUUUUCCUCCUUUUUUUUCUCUUUUAUUUUUUUCUAAGCAGCUACCAGGAUAAUUUUAAAGAUUCGGUUUGUGUGGCCCAAGUAGCAGUGAUUGCAAUAAGUUGCGAUUUGAUCGAAGAAUGUAUCUCGAUUUUAUCGACGUCAAUUUAUAUUACAAUAUUAUUAGAUAAAAAUUUCGAUUUCAUCGCUUAAAUUUGCAAUAAAAAAGCAAUUUUAUUGAUUGCGAUUUGUUGCAAUAUUAUCAAACCCAAAAUCGUGAUAAAUUGAAAUAAAAUUUCGAUUUUAUCGAACGCGAUUUUGUAGAGAUAGAAUUCCGACAAGAUCGAGGAUAAUUGCUCAGAUGUUGAUGAUCCCAGCAAUUUUAUCGUUUAAAUCGUUGAAAAUCGCAACUUAAUUGCAAAAUAUUCCGGAUGUAUAAAAAAAAAUGUAUUCUUCCGUUGAAAAUUGCUACUUGGGGAGAGUGAAAAUUAAAUUUUGUGUUAUUAGGCUGUAAUCCAGAUCAUGUUACUCUGGCAGUUGUCUAAUUCCUGCAUUCCUAUUUUUAAGUACAUAAUGUUAACUCAUCAUUGUCUGUCUGCUAAGGUGGUCCAAUCCUACAUUUCUCUAAAAAUUUGAAAGUGUAGUGUGAAAAAAUUGCCUUAAGUAGUACUAAGAGUACAUCUUUCUUUUUAAAAUCAUUGAAAUUAAGAUGUUCCCUAGGUCCAAGCUUCUGUUUAGCACUUUCUGAUUUUAGCCAAAAAUCCAGUUUUCCACUGAAAAUUCUGCUGUCGUGAGUUGGUGUUAUAAUUGCUGUGUAAAUGUCAUUCCCAUAUAAUUUUAAGCAAAAAUGUUCGUUAUUUUCCUCUCCAAAAAUCAAUAUAGAAGAUGCGAUUUUGAAACUCUGCACUGUAGAUGUGACCACUGUGCUUAGUUUUAUCCAACAUUGCGAUAACCUUUCUUCAGUGUUUGGAUUUUAAGGAUGCAAAAGGAGAAAAAACAAAAUUGGCAGAUUGCAUUCAUUGGACAGGGAGUCUCAAGGGUACGGUAACCACUCAUUUGUUGUGAAUUCAUAAAAAAUGUAUCCUCAGUAUCACCAAAUGUUUUACAUCGCAAUUAUUCCAGUUUCAAUUUAGCCACUGUUUUUUGAUCCUGAGAAACCUGUGGGAUUGGAUCACACUAUGUCUGCUGCAGGCCAAACAUUUUUUAAUUUUUCAAGAGUGAGCUUAUUUUGUAGAAAUAUUAUACAUUUUAGUGUUUUAAAUAGAUUGUUAUUAAUGGUUGGCUCAGAAGAUUAAGCACCUUGUGUCACGAUUUAUAGCACUUUAAACUUCUUGUCACAUAUAACAAUGGGGAAAAUAAGAAAAAAAUAUCAUCUCAAUUUGCCCAAAAAUCUCUUGAGCCACUCAACUCUACCAAAGAAAUUUUUCCCCCUCUGAAGAGCUUUGCAGAUUUCAUGUGAAUUUCACAAUAACAGUUAAUUUGUUUUGAAAAAACAAACUUGAGCCAGAAUUUUGAAUCAUGGCAGUGGUUAACUGUUUCACCAUUAAUGUAUUCAUUUUUUUUUUCUACACAAAAUGGGAACAAGAUGACAUGGUCCUCUCUGAAAUGUUACACCUCCCAGUUUACAGACGAAACAAUACUGAAAGCCAUUGCGUCUGUGAUGCUGCCAUUAGUUGUGUUCUAUGGCUGUUUGAUUAUCACUGUCCUUUUCAAUGUAACGUCUGUGAAUUUUCCUGCCAGAUCAUUUUUCCAGUGAUGGACCUGUGAGUAGACUAUUGUUUAACCAUGGCGUUUUUGAACAGCAAAUUUGAGAUGAAAGGUACAGAAAAAGGUACAUCGAAGAAAAGGCACAAAUUGAGUCUAUUAAUCAAAGUUACAGAAUAAGGCCACUAAUAAAAAGUUGUAAUAAAACAAAAGAUUUGUUAGCAUGCAAAAGCGUCCUCUAAAACGUUUAACUCUUAAUUAAUUCAUGAUCCUCCUACUUGCGACCAAAAACCAAUCCAAAGAAUGCCUCAUUUUUGAAAACCUGAUAAUUUUUUGAGUGAAAAAUCACCACAUAUCAAGUAGAGGACAAGAUAUUUUUUUUUUUUUUUAACUUACUGUACUUGGUAAAGAGUUCAUUUGAGGUUUGAAAAUAUUUUUUAUCUUAAGACUCUGAAAAGGAAUCAACGUUAGAUACAUUUGUAUAAUAGUAAUUCACUUUUUCCUUUAACCACACUGAUUUAAGUUGUUUUUUACAUUGAUUAUUAUUUGUUUAAACCACUCCAGAUAAAGAAUAUUGAAUUUAUACCCAAGACUACCUCUGAUUUACUAGGCUUUCAGACAUUUUAUUCAUCUUAGCAAACUUCUUAUCCUUAGAAAACAAAUAUGUAACAAAGGUCGACAAUAAAAAUCCAUUGUGAUACCCAAUUCAAUGCAGGAAAGGGUUCCUGCAAACGGAUGAUCGGUUCGGCUUGCUCUGUUGCUUCUUCAUGCCUAUCAGUUUUUCAGCUGACGCUCAACUUAUUUUAUUAAGCUUCGUUUUCAUGGACUUUUGGAACUUUUUUAUGGCUAACAGGAAGUGAGAAGGCUCAGAUUAUUUUUUUACCAUUAUUUCUCCAUGAGAGGAUGUUCUUGCUUCCUCAUAAUGUCACUGAGUAGGAAAAUUUGUCUUAUUUGGUUCCUUUUUAACCAGUUUAUUUUUAGUACUCACUGUUUGAAUGCUCUUCUUUUAGUCAUUGUAAAUAUGAUUUGGGUGGCCCAGAUUCUCUGUGGACAUGCCAUCCUUCAUCUUUCACUUUGUGGUGGUAUUAGUCGGAAAUUCCAAAAUUGAGUGAACUUUAUUGGUGCUUUCGAGGCUAUUUCUAAAAUGUAGAAGCAAAGCUGGUGACUGAGUGAAAGAGACGGAUAGACCGGCUGGAAGAGAUUUUCAUGGCCUGAUUUAACAAUUUUGCUGCCCCCAGAUUUCGAAAUUAAUGACCUGAAAUUCCUCUUUCUCUGCUUUCCGGUUGUUCGUGAUUUUACUUUGCAGUGUAACGAGAUUGAAAGGAAGGGGAAACCAUUAAUUUCAAAAUCCACCUCCUCAUUUCUAUAACUGCCCACCUGAGGCUCUAGCUCCCAAAGAACCCUCCUAAAGCCAUGCUUUGAGGUUUUGUGUGUUUCUCUUCCCAUUUUCAUCAAGAUACCUUUCUUUCUUCUAUGCUCUGUAUUGGCAGUUACCGAAUUAUUUUCCUCUUGAAGUCUUAAAAUAUUCCUAAGUUUAAACCAACAGAUUGCAGUUCUCCUCCAGUUGUUAAUAUAUUUUUCCGCAGGCUUGAAUUUCAUAUAACAGUCAUGAACUCAUAGUGAUAUUCCUCUUCUGUAUUUACUGUGCAAGUGCUUGAAUAUUUGAGCUAGUCAUCUAAUUGGUUGAUGCAAAGAAAAAAUAAAAGUAGCUGCAUUGUCCUGAAUCAGGAAAAAUUCUCUUUGAAUGGCCUCUCCUAGUGUGCAUCAAGAAUGUUCUGCUGAGUGAUUGAAAUUGGGCCUGGAUCGUUAAAACUCCGUCGCGGGAAAUGGAUGGACGCUGUAAAUGCAUAUUUAUUUGAAUCAGUAUUUUUAAAAAGGGUAGAAGUACAAUUUUCAAAAUUGUUUUAUGCAUUUUUGAACUCUCCGGCUAUCCUUACCAUUUUACUCAUGAAAGCAGCGGUAGUCCACUUCUUUGAACGCAAGUGACAGACGUACAAGAAGGUGAUUGUCAUGUAAAACAAGCGGAAAAUAUGCACCAAAAAAAAAAAAAUUGAAAAUAUAUUUUUUUUAAAAGUUCGACCUCAACCCUUUUUUAAAGAGCUGAUUCAUUUGUGUUUUACUUGAAAAUUUGAAACAAAUUUCUUGAUCUUAGGCAAGCUUACUCUUAACAUUAGGACCAUGGUGAAUUCGUCUUCAUCAUUCUUUUUUUCCAUUGUUCCAUAUUGGAGUGUUGUGGGAUUAAAGGAAAAUUUGACUUAUAUACAUUUUAGUCAUAACUGCACUGUGAAUAAACCGGAUUUUACCGGUUUUUUAUUUUAUGUUGGCUUGGCUCAAAUUUUUCAAGUUUAGACUUUAUUUAGACGCCAGGUGGAAUGUUUGUAAGAAACGUCAUUAGUAUGUUCAUGUUUAUUCCAUUUUUCAAUUUACCUAAGAGAAAUUUUUACCUUAUGUUAGAUGACAGGAACUAAGUAAGCUAAUGACUGUGAAACUCUGCUGUACUCUUUAAUAUUUUUUUACUAACUUCAAUGUAUUUAUUUUUUAUAGGUUCUUGUUGUUUCCUGUCUCAAAAUUUAAUAUUUGGAAGCUAUCUCUUGUUCUGUUUCCUUUCCUGUUUGUUAUUUCUAUCAAAAAGAGAAAAAAAAUAAAAAGAAAGUUGCAAGUACUUAUCAACACGCUGUGUUGGAAGGGCUUGCUCUUGUGUUUCUGAA